Cooperia oncophora is the source of this 444-nucleotide messenger RNA. The record is from the annotation of a GenBank genome assembly. Lineage: Eukaryota; Metazoa; Nematoda; Chromadorea; Rhabditida; Trichostrongylidae.
AUGUAUCAACAACGUUGUUAUGACAACUUUUCAGACCAAUGGCAUCGUGAUUUAAAGCGAGUCGUUGGAGGAGUCGACCUGUUUGAAGAACUCGGCGGUGGAGUUAGUACACCAGUAUUCGGCCAGAAUGGAGUCUACUCAACGGAACUAUUCGCUGAUGCCGCAAUGGAAGUUAUCGACGUGCACAACACUUCAAAACCGUUCUUCCUGUUUCUUUCCUUUCAGGCUGUUCACCCUCCUCUACAGGUACCAAAGCGGUUCGAAAAGUAUUGCUCGAGAAUCAGCUCAAAGGCUCGCCGAAUAUACUGCGGAAUGCUUACUUCGAUGGAUUUUGCGAUUGGACGCGUAAUCGAUUUCUUGAGAGCCACGAACAAGUACGAUGACACAGUAAUCAUCUUUACAAGCGAUGUAGGUAGUAUAAAUAGUAUAAACAGCUUUUAUUAA